CCCGAAGCGCAGGGCGUGAUCAGCGGGGCUGUGUUCCUUAUCAUCCUCUUCUGCUUCAUCCCUGUGCCCUUCCUGAGGUGCUUCGUGGAGGAGCAGUGCGCAGCCUUUCCUCACGACGAGUUCGUGGAGCUCAUCGGUGCGCUCCUCGCCAUCUGCUGCAUGAUUUUCCUGGGCUUUGCAGAUGAUGUUCUGAACCUGCGCUGGCGCCACAAGCUCCUUCUUCCUACCAUGGCGUCCCUCCCACUGCUCAUGGUUUACUUCACCAACUUCGGGAACACGACCAUUGUGGUGCCUAAGCCCUUCCGGGCGCUGCUGGGCAUGCACUUGGACCUGGGUAUCCUCUACUACGUGUACAUGGGCAUGCUAGCAGUGUUCUGCACUAAUGCCAUCAACAUUCUCGCUGGAAUUAAUGGAAUUGAAGCAGGACAGUCUCUGGUGAUAGCCGCUUCCAUUAUCAUAUUCAACGUUUUGGAGUUAACUGGGGAUUAUGGAGAUGAUCACAUUUUUUCUCUCUACUUCAUGAUUCCCUUCUUUUCUACCACGCUGGGGCUGCUUUUCCACAACUGGUACCCAUCUCGAGCGUUUGUCGGGGACACCUUCUGCUACUUUGCCGGCAUGACCUUUGCUGUGGUGGGCAUCUUGGGGCAUUUCAGCAAAACAAUGCUGCUUUUUUUCAUCCCGCAAGUGCUCAACUUCCUCUACUCAUUGCCUCAGCUCUUCCACGUCAUUCCUUGCCCUCGUCACCGGCUACCGAGGCUCAAUCCUAGCACAGGGAAGUUGGAGAUGAGCUACUCCAAAUUCAAAACUAAGAGCCUCUCUGCCAUCGGAACAAACAUUCUGAAGGUGGGCAAGCUCUUGCACAUAGUAGAUGUGAGGAGCGGAAUGGAUGAAGACGGUGAAUACACUGAAUGCAAUAAUAUGACGCUCAUUAAUUUUGUUAUAAAGCUAAUUGGACCCACCCACGAGCAAAAUCUCACUCUCCUAUUGCUACUCAUUCAGGUCCUGGGCAGCACGAUUGCGUUUUCUAUCCGGUACCAACUUGUGCGCUUGUUUUAUGAUGUCUGACCGGGCUGUCGGGAGCUUUUUUAUCAGUGAAUUUUUUCCAGUUGCUAAACAAAUGAUUCAGUGAUCUU
Molecule: messenger RNA, 1133 nt
Organism: Apaloderma vittatum (bar-tailed trogon)
Lineage: Eukaryota; Metazoa; Chordata; Aves; Trogoniformes; Trogonidae
Gene: DPAGT1
Product: dolichyl-phosphate (UDP-N-acetylglucosamine) N-acetylglucosaminephosphotransferase 1 (GlcNAc-1-P transferase)
Exons: 8
Biological process (GO): protein N-linked glycosylation; dolichol-linked oligosaccharide biosynthetic process
Cellular component (GO): membrane
Molecular function (GO): UDP-N-acetylglucosamine-dolichyl-phosphate N-acetylglucosaminephosphotransferase activity
Source: RefSeq, a predicted model, not a curated record